AUGGAAUCUAAACCUAGUAAGCGGAAAUCAGUAGCAACAACUAGAAAGGCCUCAGUGACGUACUCCCACAGUAGUAAUGGCUCAACAGCACGUACUUUUACGACUUCGGUCGCUGCUACUUCUAUCGCGACCAACAGUAUGACGACAAGGUCGCGUCUUAUCAGUACAAGAACUACCGACAACAUGUGGAAAAGUAGAAGUAAUGAUAGGAGGAGUACCGGUGAGCGGAGUCGCGUUACCACACUCCGGUGGGAGCAUCUUCCAUCCUUCUCUACAAGAACAGAAAGACAACGAGGUUCAAUGUCAACAACUGCAUCUAUACGCAGACGUUGGCACGCACGAGUCAUUGGUAUGUUGCAUGUAGCCUUUUAUUCUUCAUUAUUUGUUGCUGCUAUGCGUCGUGUGGCUGCUCGCUACCGUAAACGUGUAAUUUGGGAAACUGUGGAGAAACCAAAGGCGGCAUUUAAAAUACAAACCGCAUGGCGUGCAUACCGGCAGAGAAGAAGAUUCAAUUGUAAGGCCGCUGCAGAACUUCUUGGUCCUAUUCUACGCUCUAAAAUUAUGUGUUUACUAAUAGUAAAGGAAAAGUGUGCGUUAUUCCUACAGCGUGUUUUUAGGUCUCAGAGAGAGCGACACUUUAUGCAUUGGUUAUAUCAACAAAUGAAAUACAAUAAGGCGCUUAAUGUGGUGCGUAAAUUUCUAGAACGAUAUGUGGCUAAGCGGCAUUUGUUGUUUCUUACUCUUCAACGUGAUGAGCGGGAUGUGUGUGAGGAACGUUGUGCCAUGAUGGCACAGUCUCUCAUUCGUGAAGAACGUGCAGAGUUAAUGCGAAUACUACAUUGGAUGAAUACAAGUACACAAUCGAAUUUAACACCAUUAGUGACAAAAGCAAUGUUGGAAUAUGAAACUAAACGAUGUACUGAUGGCUCUUCUCGUCCUACGUCUUCACUAGUGACAAGGAUGAGAGAUGUUACCAAAAAUUUCUCUCUUUCUCUAACUUCAAGUGGUCGAGAGAUACAAUCAGAAUUUAAUCCAUUAGCUUCAUCCACCUCUGGAUUGGAAACCAUUUAUAACUCUGGUAAUGGUACUUUGGAAAGUACGAAUCCAUGUGUAUGGAACUCUAUCUUACACAAUGAGGAAAGUGCUCGUGUUUUCAUAGAUGGCCUAUUUCGACGAAAGAUACCUUCUUAUCCAUUAUAUAAAGAGGAUUCUGUACAACCUCCUUUUAAAAAAGUGUCUAAUAUCGCUUAUAAGAGUACUAUGAAUUCACAAAUAGAACUAAAGAGGUCUCAAGAUCAUGAAUUGAAUUAUGGGUUAAGCCUUUUCCCUUCUCGACCUGUUUCAGCGAAAUUAGGAAGUGAUCUGGAUAUUAAUAAACAACAUAUCACACAAGAUUUUUCAUUUUAUGAUGGAUCACCAUCAUUAAAUGGUUUAGUAGACGCUUUUCUUGAACUUUUACUACGUACAGAAUCUAUUGAACGUAAAUCAUUGGUGUUAGAAUAUCAAGAUAGCCAUAAUGAACUUAUACAACAGUUGAAAUGGGUUGCUACAACACUACAUGCAACUACUGCCACUCCCCCAUUGUAUGCUUCUCUCCUUGGAAAUAUGCAAGAGACAUGGUUAGUAGAACGAGCAAAAUUGCUUUUUCGUCAGGAGCAUGAGAGUCGCCUUAAACUAGUAAGAGAGUAUGAAGCGAUACCACUCCGUUUUCUUAAUCGUCCACUUCUUAAUAAUGCAGCGGAAGAGCGAAGAACACGUCUAGUGGAGGGUGUGCGAAAAAUAAAAGAAACAGAGGAAGCCAAUGGAAGUACGAAACGGGGUAACACCCCAUCAGAGGUUGGAUCGUAUCAAGAUCGGAAGGAAAAUACUAAUCCCCUAACACCAUUCAUGGAUUCCAUGCACCCGUCACUGCGGCCUUUAAGUAGGGAGAAAUUAUCAACGGCAAAGUCUCAGACGAUAUUACGACCAAUAUCCGCUUCAUCACGACCACCACUACCUCCAUCACCUCCACCACGGAAAAGAGAAGAUAUGUCUGGUGUUGUGAAAUCAGCAAUACAUCAGGGUGGACAAAGAUAUCAACAACAACAACAAGAACAGCAGCAGCAGCAGCAGCAGCAGUAUCAUCAUUAUUAUAUGCACAAUCGUCCAACGGAGGAUGAUGUUCUUCCUAGAUUUUUCACCGCAACAUGUACGUUAUCACCAGAUUCACCAAUGGUAAGUGCAAACGUGAAUAGUACACCCUCAGUGCAGAAUGCUGAAGGUGAUUUUGGGAAUGAUACUGAUCGAGGACCAAUCGCACAUGGAAAGUCAUCAGUUCAAUUUAAAAGCAAUGCAUUACUUCCAAGUUUUUUGUCCUUUUUUACAGCACCUGGUGCCAAUAGCAAUACCAAAACUAAUAACAUUGUAGAGUUUCCAUAUACUGAUGUCAAUCGACAUGUAGGUUCUAUCUCAUCUGUUGAUAGUGGUGAAACCCCGGUGCUUCCACAUCUAAAAGGAACUUCAUCUGGUGGUCGUCUUAAUACCAGUAGUUGUAAUAGUGGCUUAGUCUACGCAACGGAAGGAAAGCACAGCAAUGAAAAAGCUGGUAGGAUUUUAACAUAUUCUUUUAUGACAGGCUCUAAUUUACAGAGUGUUGGAGAUUCUUUACUUAUUACGAAGAGUACACUUGGAGGGAAUCAAACCAACGUAGCCAGUACAACACGUGGAGUGCCAAUUCCCCUAUUACGUGCCUCACCAACUCCAGAUCGAAGUACUCUACCACCGAUCCAAACUAUUGAGAUUGUACGUGAUAGAGAGCCUCUCGAGCAGAAAGAAAGUGGUGCUGACUACGUCUGCGAUCGCCGCGGACGUCGUUUUCCUUCUCCAUUACCUACAAAAGAAGCACUAGCAGCAGCGGCAACACUACGAGAGGAGCGUUGUGCUUCUCCAUCAUCAUUGUUAUUCUCACCAAUGAUGACCAGGUCUUUAUCACCAGUGAGGAUACGUAUAGGGCGUACCACAGACCCAAGGAAAAAAAAAGAUAUAAACAUUGAUCAUGUCAACAGAGAACCUGAGAUGAGUAAUGCUCCUUAG
Messenger RNA from Trypanosoma theileri, 3072 nucleotides. RefSeq lists its product as uncharacterized. Bases 1 to 3072 code for a protein of 1023 amino acids. NCBI's taxonomy places the organism in Eukaryota, Euglenozoa, Kinetoplastea, Trypanosomatida, Trypanosomatidae. The transcript has a single exon. The record is from RefSeq and is a predicted model, not a curated record. Gene Ontology annotation, molecular function: protein binding.